UCUCAUACUAAUUUAAUUCAAUUAGAAAGAUGGAAAACUCAAAUUUAAUCAAUCAUCUUGAAUCUCAAUUGAUUCACUUGGAGAUUUAAUCAUUUCCAUCUUGAAGUAAAUUGAAACACUUUCGGUGGCAAUUAAACAUUUUUACAACUUUAAUUAUCAAUUCUCACAGUUAUUACCCUAGUAGGUGCAUAUAAUCAUUGUAAAAGAACGUGAGUUAAUUAUAAUAGUUAAUUGUUCCAAUUUUGGAUAGACAAUUAAUCGUAUAUUCAAAUUAAGUGCCACAAGAAAAACAUUCAGUGUUAACGGUUAAUCAUAUGUAACCCUCUCUAUUUGUUAACGAUGAAAAAAAUCAAAUUAAUUGGUAUUUCUGGCGUUUCAAAUGGUGGAAAGACAAGUUUAUCCAAGAAAAUUGUUGAUCGUUUCCCGAAUUCAAUUGUGAUCCGUCAAGAUGAUUUUUUCAGAGAAGAAGAUGAUCCUAAUCAUAUUUGGAUAGUACUUUCAUCUGGUGUUAAGCACCAGAAUUGGGAACAUUUGAACAGCGUCAAUUGGGACAAAUUAAAAUCUCAGGUCGAUUUGACUCUCAAGGAACUUGCCAAAAGAGAUGAAGAAUCAUUCCUAAUCAUCGAAGGACAUAUUAUCUUUAAUUACAAAGAUUUUCCCUUCCCUUAUGAUAGCAAAAUUUUCAUCACAUUACCUGAAGAUGAAGCUUAUCGUCGGCGACAAGUUCGAACUUAUGUUCCCGCAGAUCCCGACGGAUUUUUCGCUGAGUGUAUUUGGCCCAUGUACCUAAAGAAUAAGGAGGAAAUGUCUCGAGAAGGUCCAGAUAUCGUGUUUUUGGAUGGAACCAAAGAUCCUGAGGAAAUUUAUCAAAGUGUAUUGAAAGUUAUCACUGGAAACAAAUCUUAAGAGAUAUAAACAGUUAUCACAAUUU
Molecule: messenger RNA, 931 nt
Organism: Panonychus citri (citrus red mite)
Lineage: Eukaryota; Metazoa; Arthropoda; Arachnida; Trombidiformes; Tetranychidae
Product: nicotinamide riboside kinase 1-like
Exons: 6
Coding region: 340-906 (188 amino acids)
Cellular component (GO): cytoplasm
Molecular function (GO): excinuclease ABC activity
Source: RefSeq, a predicted model, not a curated record